Messenger RNA from Caenorhabditis angaria, 7924 nucleotides. The record is from the annotation of a GenBank genome assembly. NCBI's taxonomy places the organism in Eukaryota, Metazoa, Nematoda, Chromadorea, Rhabditida, Rhabditidae.
AUGGCGGAUUUUGUCCGAAAAUGCGGACAAACUGUCAGCACUGUGUUUUGGACCACUAUCUAUUUUUUCUAUUUUCUUUUCAAGUGAGUUCACUUUUUUUUAUUUGAAAACAUGUAUGUCAAAAAUAGGUUUAAUUAAAAAGAAAACUAGGUUUUCAUGCGAUAAAAAUAGCAAGAAAAAAUAGAAAAAUUUGGAAGGGGGGAACUCAACCUUUUUUCUCCCCGCAAAAAAAUUAGAUUUAUUUACAUGUGGUGUCAGAGUUGUUUCAAGAUUGAUUGGCUAACCAAAAAAAAAGAAAGGAAGAAAAAUAGGCAAAAAAAGAAUCGAAAUUUGUCACGAAAGAAUACAAAUAACUAUUUUUCGCGGAGAGGAGCCAAAUGAAAAAUAAAAAAUAAUAUAAAAAAUCCAAUUAGAAGAUACAAAUCUUUGAGAAAAAAUAGGUAAUCCCUUCUUUUAAAGCGGCUCUCGACUCGGCUCAGUUAUUAUAUUAUAUCAAACAAAAAAUGAUGAAUUUUUGAUCAAAACAAGCGGAGACUAGAAAACCUGGGGAAAAAGAAAAGAAAAAAAAAUAAUUUUUUGGUACAGUAGAUUGAAGGCACAUGCAAAAAAAUUGUGUGUCGCGACGAGACACACGUUUUGUUUGCACGCUCCUUUGAAAUACUGUAUUUUUUGUCAUUAUUUUUUUUUUCGAAAACCGAUUUUCAGAGGGAAAUGUUAGAUUUUGAGGUGAGAAUAGGGGAUUUUGAGUUGAAAAAUUGAAAAUUUUAAGGGAAAUCUUGAGUUUUAGCAAAAAUUCGAGAGAUUUUUGCUGAAAAACAAUAUUUACGCAAGAUUUUAAGAACUGAACUCAUUUUCUUGUAAAAAUCCAUCAAAAUCUCUCAAUUUUUGCAGAGGAAAACAAGAAUGGAAAUGCGAAAAUCAGCCAGAACCCGUCGCCAAAACCUAUUGCUGUGUGGAUGGUGAAAACGGUGUUCGUCAUCGCCACCAGCCACCAAAUCCACCACCCAAACCAACAACAACAAUUCCGAACGCAAAACCCCAAUCAUUCUAUUUGUCGCACUCCGGAAUUCGCGGAUUUUUGCGAUCAACUUGGGAAAAAAUCAAGAAAACUGCGAGAUCUGGAUGGGAAGUUUUGAAGAGUUCAAAAUCGAAGAUUGUGAAAGUUUUGAAAAACACAGCGAUUUUUAUUUGGCAAGGAAUUCGAUGGAUUUUUGGGUUGAUUGGUGCAUUUUUGUUUAGUGGAAAUGUUCCAUCACAAACUUUGCCAUCUACACCAAAACCGUAUACUUCGAAACCUUCGUCGCCCACUUAUAAUAAGGUAAAUUAAACACAUUACAUUAAAUUUAAAUUUAGUAGAAAGAGAAAAAGAGUACAGGCGAAAAAAAAGGCUGCAGAAAUUUGAAAAUCCUCAAAAUUUCCUCUCGCAUACACAUUAUCAUUAGAGCGCAUAUUCUCUACUCCCCUAUAUUUUUUGCGGGAGGGAGAAGAAGAACAAAAAGUUUUAUUUUUCUCGCCGUGACUCCACUUCCUCCUGUCAAACCCACUCAUGUUUCAUCUGAACUAGACUCUAGUUUAGGUUAGUGUUGAGGAGAAUUCCUUCUCAACCCCUUCAAACUAGACUCUAGUUUCACCCAUUCCAUUUUCUAGGUCGCUUUCGAAUUCGAUGAAAACGAAUUGCGCGCCGUCACCAAACAACAAGAAAUCGAUAAUGAUCAAGAAGAGCCGACGAUUUACGAAGAUGUGCCAAGAGUUGCACCAAUUCCACCACCAAAAAGCCCAAAGAGCCCAGGAGGACCAGCCAGCUCAUCUUUCUAUUCGGAAAGGGUUUAUGAAAAAGAGGCGCCAGUUAGGUAAGAGAAAAACAAAUUGAAAAAUACUGCCUCGUGGCAAAUUUGGCGGGAAAAAAUACAUUUAAAAUUUUGAAACAAAAAGGGGAAAAGUACGAUAGAGCGCACUUGCUUUAUUUAAAAACAUCUUCAACAUAAUAACGCCACGUGGAUUUUUGCAGAGCCAAAUCAAUUCCACCGCCUGCUCCGCCACCACCUCCACCACCAAAACCCAUUUCCCGUGAGCCAAGCCGAGCUCGCUCAACAACUCCUGGAACUCGAGAAAGACGAGAAGUCAAGGGUGGAAUUGGUGGAUUUGGAGCUGAUAUUAUGGAUGAGUUGGAAGGUAGGAAUCCAGUGGUUAUGACGUGGAAAGGUUUUUAGUCAAACCAAGAGAAAAUGGAAUCUAUAGUUAGCCUAACUCAUAAGCUAAACCCAUAAAAAUGUCGUAAAAAAAAGAAAAUCAUGUUUAUGAUUGUUUUUUCUUUGUCAAAAAAUUGCUCAGAGGCUAAAUCGCAGCUGAACGGCAGGGCUGCUCAAAAAGUGCAGGCAGCGCUGCGGCGUGGACGCCACAGCGCUGCCGAUUUGAACAGCAGCAGUGGGCAACAGUUGCCAUGUGUGUGGCAGCGAUGAGCAACAGUUGCCUUGUGUAUGGCAGCUGAAGCCGAUUGCUGCUGAAGAGGCCAGCUGCGAAAUGGCAGCGCUGCUCGGUCAGGAAAUUUUCGGAAAAUCAGCAGCGCUGCGGCGUCCACGGAGCAGCGCUGCCGAUUAGUUGCUGAAUUGAGCUGCGCUGCCUUUCAGCAGCGAAUUUACUCCUGAGAUGCUGGGGCACGAAAAAUGACUAGAAAUAUGUAAACUACAGAAAAUGCGUCAACCUCAGCUACAUUGACGUAUUUUUCAGAACAACAAAGACUCCGUGGCUCGCGAGCGGCUUCCCGUGAAACUCAACGCGAAAUGACACAAAGUUGUCAUCCGGACAUGGCUCAAUGGAAGAAUGAGCAAAUUUUUGGCGAAACCCAGCGAGCUUCUUCGGUUGGACCAUCAAUGAGAAAAUUGGAACAUGUUGUUAGUCGAAUUGAGGGAAAUAAUAAUAAUGAUGAUGAACCGAGUUUUGUUUUUAGGUUGGUUUUUUUGGAGGGUGGGAAAAUCUGACAAAAAUAAAUAGGCUUCAAAAUAAAAAAUUUUCUGAAAAGCAGAAAAAAUUGAAAUUUUCCAAAAUAAAAUUAAUUUUCAACGUGAACUUUAAAAAUUCGAAAUUCGCUUUAUUUCAAAAAACCGUGAGUCCAUUUUUUUCCAAAAAAAUCAUUACAAAAAUGAAUCACCCUCAAAUUCCCUACUAAAAAUCCUCAAAAAUUCCAUUUUACAGACCAAAAAUGACGUAUUCAUCGGAAGAAUAUCAGAACAAACACCGUCAAGAGAAUCAAAAUCAGAAUCAAUAUUUGUUGGGAAAAAGUGUAUUUAGUCCGGUGGAUGAAGUGGAAAGAAUGAGAAAUGAGAUUAAUAGGUUGGUCAUGGUUUUUGGGGCUGAAAAUCGUGAUUUUUACGUUUUCUGGGUUAAAAUUUGGGUCUAGAAACUUGAAAAGUGAAAAAAGAAAUCUUUUUGAUUUCACAUUUUAGCGCGAUUUUUGACCCCGUGGCCUAGAGCCGAGAAUUUGACAAAUCGGCCAUGGCUUCAAAUUACUCAAAAAUCCUCAAUUUUCGGCUUGAAAUCUGUCAUGUGGCUCCUGAAUUCAUGAAUGGUUUUUUGAAAAGGUGGCCGAAGGUUCGUAAAACCUCGGCCAUGACUAUGAUAAUCUUCAAUUUUUCAAUUUUCAAAUUUAACCCAAUUUUUUCCCAUGGCCUAGAAACCCCUCAUAGAAAAGUUUUGGCCACCUCCAAAAAAAUCAAUAUUUUUCGAACUCCCCGAACUCUUCUUCUUCUUCUUCGUUUUUUCCUCCUUCAUUAAUUAAAUCUUCUUUUUUUGCACAAAAAAGUGGACCCCUGUUAGAGAUUGAGAGACGCAGAGAAAACAGGUGUUUUUCGCGAGUGUGGAGGCGUUUUUUUGUGCUCAUUUUCAUUAGCUACUUGUCAAAAAACAUUGUUUUUUUUUGAGCAAAAAGUGAUUUUUGGAGUUUUAAGAUCCGAAAAAUCAGAUUUUUCACUAAUUUCAGGUCCAUAAAGUUCAAAAUUCCUAAUUUUCAGCGCCAAAAAUCACCAGCAAAGCUACAGUAGUCCACAGUAUUCGAGCGGAAAUUGGAUGGAGAAUCAAAGAUCAAGAAAUGUUAACAGGUAUAUUUUCAAAUCGCUUCGGGACCCAAAAAUUUGGAAUUUUAGCCAUGUGGCAUUUUGAUACUGAAAAUUUUGAAUUUUAAAAUCUCUUGCUCUCACUAGGCUUGGUUACUUGAGAGCUAGACUCUCUAGGCGGUGAUCCUUGUCAAUGUGGAUCUAUAGGCUGCGCUACUUGACAACUAGGGUUUCUAGGUGCGGCUACUUGGCAUAGAAACUAUCAAGAAGCGGCUCCUAGACAAGUAUGUUCUCAAGGCUUGGCUACUUUAGAACUAGAAUAUUAUAUAGUAUUGAAAAGAUCUAGCUUUUUUGCCACGUGGAAGUCUUAGCCUAUGAAUUAGGAUUUUCAGAAUUUUAAAGUUCAAAAGUUCAGAGUUUUCGCAAAUUCAAAAACUCAAAAAAAAAGAAGAAAUUAAUCGAAUCCAAAAAAGUGCGAAUUUCUUCUUAUUUGACAUGUCUCCUCCCGUUUUUUUUUUAGAUGAAAAAAGCCAAUUAGAAAAGAAAAAAAAAUAGAAAAAGAAGUGCGUUUGACACACACAAAAAAAUGUGGAAAAAUGAGAUAGAGAGAUUCGAUCCGCUUGAGAACAUUUGAAUAAUACAAUUUGGCGACGAAAGCUCGAAUGACUAAUUUUUGCCACAAAAACAGCACAAAAUUUGAUGAUUUUCAGAGAUUUUUUGAUGAAAAACUGGAUUUUUAUAGCCAAAAUUUGAAAAUUUGUGGAGUUUCACUGAAGGAAUCUCAAUAUUCCUCGUGGCAUUUUUUUACUGAAAGUUCAAAUUUCAAAAAAUUCGAAAUUUUCCAAGAGAAAACAUAAAGUUUUAAACUUUUCUAUAAAAAUUUUACGAUCAGAAAUUUUCCGCGAAAUUGUUUUUUUUGCUCGAAAAAAUGUUUGAAGGUAUUUUGCCACGUGGCAUUUUUGGCUGAGAAUUUAAAUCUUCAAAAAAUUCCACGUGGCAAAUUUUCCACAAUAAAUAAACUCCGAAAAAUCGCAACACCACAAAAAAGGAAGAAAAAUUUUUAAUUAGAGCUUCUCGUUUUUUCUCCAUCUUUUUUUGCUCGAAAUUUCUUCAUGGCCUAUUUUUGUUGUUUUUUUUCGGAGCGCGCGCGGCCUCUUUUUGAGAAAUUUGAUCUACCUUGCUCAAAUUUUCGUUUUCGCAAAAAAAAAACACAGAAAAAUACGAAAAAUUCCGAGGGAAUCUUUGAGCAAAUGGGCCGACACUUGAGAAAAUAAUCGAAUUUCGAGCCGAAAAAAUAAUAUGGAAAAUUUUUUGAGAGCUUUUUUGUGUUGGCAAAAAUCGAAUUAGGAUUUGUCAGUUUUUAUUAUCGAAAUGACACGGUUUUUUGAAGAAAAUUGGAUUUUUCUGAAGCUUUUAGAGAUGAUUUUCAGGCUGAAAAUGCCACGUGGCAAACUGAAAAUCACUUUUUUCCAGAGGUUUUCCUGUAUGAAAUUUUCUCUUAAAAUUACUGUUUCAGAAUUUUUAAAAUCAAAAAAAUCCCAUAUUUUUUCCCGAAAAUUCUAUGUUUCAAAAUAUUUUCAAUAAAAACUGAAGAAUUUUUCCUUGAUCUCUAGUUUCUGGUCAAUUUUUUAGUUGAAAUAAUAAAUUUUUCCGAAUUUCACUGAAAUCAUUUGAAAUUGAGAAUAUUUUUUAUUUUUAGUUCGCCAAAAAGUUCAGCAACCUUUAUCAGAUUCUCAAGAUUUUCAGAAAACUACAAAAAAAAUUCUGAAAUUUUUGAACUCUAUAAUCUCCCCAGGUGAAAAUUCCCAAAAAAAUAAUCAGACGCGCGAAAAAAGUGUUGGAAAAAAAUAAAAUUAUUUUUCUAUAGGUUGUUGGUAGGUAGGAGAAAAAGCAGAGCACAAUGAGAUAUUGAUUAAAAAUUAUAUAUAAGAAAAAUGUGGGUAGAAUAGGAAGAAGAAAAGGAGAUGAAGAAGAAGUUAUCAGAACUCGGGGAGCACAAAAAGCCAGAGAAAAAAGAGCAGAAAUUAUUAUAUAGAAGAAGAAAAAGGAGAAAGUGAGAAUAUAUAUGUAUAUAUAAUAAUUGAAUUGGUUUUAGGUAUAAGCCAUACGUAAUAUGAAAUUUGAGUUAGGCUAAAUUAGGGGGUUUUGGAGUCUGCGGGGAAAGUGCAAAUGAAAUUUUGGGGCUGAAAAUCCACGUGGCAAAAUCUGCAAUUUUUCAGACACGAUCAAAGUUACGACUAUCAAAAUCAAACGGUGAAAAAUCCAUUCGGAUCUGCGGCUUAUAAGUGAGUUUUAUAUCUCCAAGACACUCUGCGUCUCUAACUUUUCUCUAGGCUCUAGUUGUCUGUUCAAUCUGUGUCUCUGACCUUUUCUCGUUAUCACCACGUUCUGCAUCUCUAUCUAUUUCCUACUGUAAUUUUCACAGCACCCCAACCAAUCUCAUAUUUUUCCAGAUCCUCUCCAUAUUCAUCUCACACAGCUCGUCGCAGCAAAACACCAACACGUCAUUUUGGACCCGGAGAAAACACUAGUUAUCCAAACUCAUCUGGCGGCGCUGAUUUCGUCGAAAAUAUCGCUCGAAAAUGGCCGCCAGCUUCGAAUAAUGUGAAUGGAAGAGAUGAUUGGGUGCAAAAUUCGAUGAGAAAUGGUGGAUUUAUGGGUGGAAAUCCGGGUGGAAAUGGAAUGGUGGAUGAUAAUGGAUUGGUUACAACAAUGUGUAGAAGUAGGGAUUUUUUGAGGGGAUUUUUGAAAAAAUUAAUUUUUUUUGAUAAGAAAUUUGAUCAGAUUUUUGAGAUUUAUAUAAAAAUUGACGAAACCAAGUUUUUGUGCUUCUGAUUUUCAGAAUCAUAAUUAUUUUUUCAAAAUUUUUUAGAUAACUUUUUUCAAAAUUCUGAAAAUCUCAGGGAAAUUCUAGAAAUUGAAAUGUUUUCAGACUUUCUGAAAAUAACAGUUUCAUAGCUACUUUUUAAUCAAAAUUUCAAGCAAUGUUUUCUUCAUAAUUUUGCAAGCCUUGAAUUUCGAACCGAAAAUUGAACUUGGAAAAUAUACGUUUCAAAAAUUUUAUAAAAAUUUUGAGACGUUUUUCGAUUCGAUGAACACCCUCACGUCUUUUCUAAAAAUUUUCAAUCAUCAAAAAGCUUCCGAAAAAAAAUGCGAAUUUCAUUCCGAUUUCUUCUAGGAGUUGUUGAGCGAAAACGAGCGGAUAACUGGAAGUGGAAAGAUGAAAAUGGUCGACUUUUGGACGAGAAAAAUCAAAAUACAUGGAAAGGCGAAUUGGACACAUUAUUGAGAGAUGGACCAAAUGAGGGAAGACAUUGGAGUCGAACUGUUGAAAAAAUGCCGACUGGUAGGGGAAAAUUGGGAUUUUUGGGUUGAAAUUCAUGGAAAUUGAGAAAAAUCAGAGGUUUCGUUAAAACUUUGAUCUUCUAUUAUCAAAGUAAAAAAAAUUGGCAAAAAAAGAGAAGCCAGAAAUUCAAAUCCCAAUUUCCCCAAGUACGGUAUUCCUCUGCGUCACUAACACGGUUUCGAGACCACACCAUUGGGCAGAGAAACAAAGUCAAAGACGCACAUAUGGGUCUCGCAGCGACUGAAAAAAACACCGUACUUGAGAAGAGUGUCAUUUGAAUUUCUGGGCUCCGUUUUUUUGCCAAAUUUUUUUAUUUUGAUAAUAGUGAAAUUUGAUGCUGGAAUUGAUCAAAAAAUAAUCUGAAAACUGUGCAUUUUACACGGAAAAAAAAUUCCAGGUGACACCAGAUUCCAAGAUGUCAAUCGACAAUACAACAAGGAAUAUGUUGUUGAGGUCAGUUUUUUUUCAUUUUUUCAAAUUUUCCCCCCAAAAAUCUUGUUGUUUUCAGAGCGUUGUUCGUAAUUAUUGA